AUGACAUCAGAGAGUCCAGCCUUCCUGAUUGGAGGGACUGAACUCCGUGGGCACUUUGAAACUCAGGUGGACAACAGAACUAGGUUCCCUGGGAGGGAACAGAGUUUGGGGGAGAUCGUGGCCAGCCAUCAAUGGCAACCCCAGGUUGAGGAGUAGAGCCCCCAGCCUAGCACCUCGGGGUACUCCCUCCCUGAGGUGGUGGACGAUGAAGUUCUGGGACUGUCAGCCCCUUGGGUAGAUCGCAACCCCCCACUUAGGUUUCUGUACUGGAAACGGAAGAGGGAGUGGUCGGACAAAUCAGAGGAGGAGCCAGAGAAGGUGCUCGUCCCUGAGCCUGAGGAGACCUGGGUGGUGGAGACCCUGUGUGGUCUCAAGGUGAAGCUGAAGCGACGGCUAGUGUCGCCCAUGCUCCCUGAGCACCACGAGGUCUUCAACAGGCUGCUUGAGGAUCCUGUCGUUAAAAGAUUCCUGGCCUGGGACAAAGAUCUGAGGGUGUCGGACAAGUACCUGCUAGCUAUGGUCAUAGCAUAUGUUAGCCGUGCCAGCCUCUUCUCCUGGCAGUACCGACAUAUUCAUUUCUUCCUGGCCCUGUGA
Cebus imitator (Panamanian white-faced capuchin) is the source of this 594-nucleotide messenger RNA. Its product is annotated as speedy protein E2-like. The transcript is spliced from 5 exons. Gene Ontology annotation, molecular function: protein kinase binding. The record is from RefSeq and is a predicted model, not a curated record. Gene Ontology annotation, biological process: positive regulation of cyclin-dependent protein serine/threonine kinase activity. Lineage: Eukaryota; Metazoa; Chordata; Mammalia; Primates; Cebidae.